Meloidogyne enterolobii is the source of this 1938-nucleotide messenger RNA. Lineage: Eukaryota; Metazoa; Nematoda; Chromadorea; Rhabditida; Meloidogynidae. The record is from the annotation of a GenBank genome assembly.
AUGAUUAACGAAGAAAAUACUCAAAACUGUAUUUCUGUUAUAAUACAAGAUGAAAGUUUAAAAAAUAUUAAAAAAGAAAUUUAUUGUCCACCGAUGAUUAAUGAACAAAAUGAAGAAGUAAGGGUAGGAAAUGGAUGUUUGGAAGGGAUGGAUCCUGUUACUGGUAAUUGUAUUCGAAUUCCAAAAGAUCUAAAAGAAAAGAAAAUUGAAUCAAAACAACAACAAAAUAAUCAAAAACAAUUUUUAGAUGUAAAUUUAUUAGAAAAAGGAGAAAGUAUUAGAAGUAAUAAAAGUAGUGGAAGUAGUCAAUCAAGUAGUAGAGAAGGAGGGAAUAAACAACAAAAUACUUGGUCUAAUCGUUUAGUACAUACUUUGAGUAAUAGAAAUAGAUCUGAAACUAAUGGAGGAGGUGGAGGAGGUGGUGGAGGAGGAGAUACUUCUUAUGGUGGUUCUAUAAUUGGUGAUGAUGAUGAAUGGGAGGAUGAAGGGGCUGAUAAUUGUAUUUUUGGACAUCAGAUUCGUUUUACAAUAAUGGUUAUAUCAACACUUUGUUUGUCUUCAAUUUUAUCAAAUAUUUUAACAUUUAAUUUCACUUAUAUUUGUAUGGCUGGUGUUCGUCCAGAUAAUUUUAGUCAAAUAAAUAUUUCUUCCACAAAUUAUGACGAAGAUUUGGAUUAUUCUAGUGCAGAAAGAACAGCUUUAUUUAUGGCUGUAGCUGUGGGGGCUUUACUUGCUGUAUUUCCUUUAACUAUUUUACUUGGAAAAUUUGGGUCUAGAAUUGUUUUUGGAUGUCUUGGGUAUAUGAGUGCUUUAUCUACUCUUUUGAUACCUAUAGCGGCAGUUAACGGCUUUCCUUAUAUUCUUGCUAUGAGAAUAGUUCAGGGCGCUGCAUUUUCCGCCUGUCUCCCGGUGAUGGGUUCAAUCACCUCACAUUGGUCUACUUUAAAACAGAAUGGAAUAUUUAUUGCUAUAUUAUCUAGUUUUUUACAGAUAGCUCCAUUAUUUACCAUGCCUUUAGCUGGUGAAUUAUGUACAUCUUCUGUUGGGUGGCCAGCUGUAUAUUAUUUACAUGGACUUGUUUCUAUAAUACUUUUUACUUUAUUUAUGCUGUAUCACAGAAAUUACCCACAUGACCAUCCAAUGGUUAGCAGAACAGAAUUAGUUAAAGUUAUGUUUAAUAAAGGAGGCUCUAUUUACUCUGGACCUGGAAAACAACACAAAAAAUCUCCAAAAGUUCCUUAUAAAGCAAUGUAUAGCGAUAUGGCUAUUUGGGCUAUUUUAGUUUUGGAAUUACCAAUAAGCCAAACAGGGAUGGCUUCAGCUGUUUCUCCAGCAAUUAUGUUUUUUAUUAAACUUGUUGCUGGUCAAAGUUCUGACAAAAUAAAAUUUAUAAGUGAUGCAGCUAAAUUAAGACUUUAUAAUACAUUAUCUUUGUCUGCAAUGGGGGUUCUUUUUUGUAUUUUGGCUGUUUUGGAUCCAAGAGAAAAUCCUUCUAUUUGUUUGAUUGUUUUAAUUGCCUCUACUUGUAUUCUUGGUUUUAAUUCUGGUGGUUUCUUUAAAUCUUCACAAAUUGCAAAUAUUUCAUUUUUAAAUUGUGUUUGUAUGUUAAUUGUUCCUUUACUUAAUGAAGUUAUUGCACCCGAAAAUGAACCUCAUGAUUGGGCAAAAGUUUUAUUUAUUCACGGAAUUAUUUUAAAUUUAUCAAAUGCUUUCUUUUGUAUUUUUGCCUCAGCAAAGCCAGCCUCGUGGACAUUAGACACCUUUAAUGGUAAAAAUAAAAGAAUUGCCGCAGCUAUUGAACAACGAAGAAAACGAAAAGAAAAUGAAUCUGGGGGAGAAAAACGUGGACGUUGGAAUAAUAAAAGGGGUGGGUAUUUUUCUGAUCAAUUAAUAAUUUUAAAAAAAAUAAUUUUUUUUAGGUAUAAUUUCACCAAUUGA